AUGAGCGAGGUGUUGGUGGCGAUGCCCGCCAACGGCGGCGGCCGCGUCUGCGGGAGGGGUUCGGACCUCAACCGCCGGUUCCAUGCUUCACCAUCCAGAUGCUCUUCUUCCCUUCGAUUCCCCAGCCUACUUCCGCGGCGGAACAUUGGGAGGAAGUUCCACCACCAGUUAAGCGGCGGAGGCUGGGGCGGCUUGGCAGUGCGAGCUUCGGGGAAUCCAGGGGAGUACUAUCCUUCUCCCCCAGUUCCUCCGCUGCAAUUCGAAUCCCCGGUGGGCCAGUUCCUGGGGCAGAUUUUGCAGUCGCAUCCGCAUUUGUUGCCCGCGGCAAUCGACCAGCAACUCGAGAAUCUUCAGACCGAUAGAGAGGCUCAGGACGGAGAUGCUCCUUCUGCUCAGGAUCCACUCUACAAGAGAAUUGCUGAGGUUCGUGAAAAUGAAAGGCGGAAGGCACUAGAAGAGAUCAUUUACUCUCUGAUUGUUCAAAAGUUUCUCGACAACGGCAUCACGAUGAUACCGAAAAUAACAUCCACCUCCGAUCCCGCCGGACGGGUGGACUUCUGGCCUAACCAAGAGCAGAAACUGGAGUCUGUUCACUCUGCUGAAGCCUUCGAGAUGAUACUAAGCCACCUGUCUCUCGUAUUAGGAGAUCGAUCAGUGGGACCCCUUGAUACCAUCAUCCAGAUCAGCAAAAUCAAACUAGGAAAGCUCUAUGCAGCUUCAAUAAUGUACGGAUACUUCCUGAGACGAGUUGACCAGAGGUUCCAGCUUGAGAGAACCAUGAACACCCUUCCCAAAGGCUACGACGAGAAUCGAGCUAGAUACGAGGAACUCAAAUCCUCGACAAAGGGGCUGUGGGACCCAGAUUCCCUAAUAACUAUGAUGCCAGAUGGUGGUGAUAAUGAUGAUGAUGAUGAUGAUGAUGGAAGGUCGUACAGACUGAGGUCAUAUGUGAUGUACUUGGAUGCAGAGACCCUCCAGAGAUACGCGACCAUGAGGUCUAAAGAGGCGGUUUCGUUGAUCGAGAAGCAGACUCAAGCGCUGUUUGGUAGGCCGGACAUAAGGAUCUCGGAGGAUGGUUCACUAGACGCGAGCAAUGAUGAAGUGGUCUCGGUGACCUUCUCCGGGUUGACAAUGCUGGUCUUGGAAGCAGUAGCAUUCGGGUCUUUCUUAUGGGAUGCUGAGAGCUAUGUCGAGUCCAAGUACCAGUUCCUGAAUGGCUGA
Molecule: messenger RNA, 1221 nt
Organism: Linum trigynum
Lineage: Eukaryota; Viridiplantae; Streptophyta; Magnoliopsida; Malpighiales; Linaceae
Source: the annotation of a GenBank genome assembly